Messenger RNA from Anopheles funestus (African malaria mosquito), 1055 nucleotides. RefSeq names its product allatostatins MIP (gene Mip). Bases 113 to 619 code for a protein of 168 amino acids. The record is from RefSeq and is a predicted model, not a curated record. NCBI's taxonomy places the organism in Eukaryota, Metazoa, Arthropoda, Insecta, Diptera, Culicidae. The transcript has 2 exons.
AUCCGUUCACUACCACCACUUACGGCGAAUCUGAGCGACGAGAUUGACGACAUUUAAUAACUGUAGCAUUUCAUCGGGAUCUUUAAUCUUUACUGGUGAUUCGACCAGAGCCAUGAAGAUGCAUCGGUGUCUGCUUUGCGUGGUCAUCACGCUGAUGUCCGUGCUGCAAUGCAGCUGUCAAAGCUCGGAGGAGCGUGUCCUGACAAAUGAACCCAAUUACCCGGAGCUUGAACACAGCAAGAUACCGAUGGCGAGCAUAAAUGGGCUGCUGGACACGUUGGACCACGACAAUCGGCAAGCGGCGGUAGGUAGUGGCGGUAUCAUCGGCAGCCAGCUCGCACCGGAAGACUAUGAGACGGCCGAAAAUCUAGCGGCACGCCUCGGUUAUCCUCAUCUGAGCGGUGAGACAAAGCGUAGCUGGAGCAAGAUGAAUGCAGCCUGGGGUAAGCGUGCCGGUGCUGGUAAUCGAAAUUCGGGCUGGACCAAGUUUGGUGCGGCCUGGGGAAAACGAGAACCGGGAUGGAAUAAUUUGAAAGGACUAUGGGGUAAGCGUGCGGACAAGUGGGACAAACUUGCAUCGGCUUGGGGCAAACGGCAGGAAAUUAGUCGAAGUUAUUAAUAAGCGCCCGGACGGGCGCAGAUGGCAACAACCAUGUAUCUAUACGCACCUGAGCCUAGUAGUUCCUAGUCAUUCUCCAAACUCUACACAUACCUAUAAUUAAACAUGUUUGAUAACACAUAGAUAAGAACAAGCAAAGUAGCAAAUCUGCUUCUCCAAUGCUCCAUCCAUUGUAGCAGGUAUGCAAGGAUCGUUUGGUUGCAAGGAUCAACGCGCAGUACGAUUUUUGAUCUCGUUAUCGUCAAACCUCACCAACGUUUCACGCUACUGGACACCUAGUAACGAAAAAGGAAGUGUUAUGCUAACAAAACACACUAUUAUGCACACCAAAAAGGCUAGUUGUAUACUUCGCUUUAAUCAAUCAAUCUCCCGGUGUUACAGUCAACCGUUUUUAACCUCGGCAAUUAAACUGUUUGAAAAUCAAUGUAAUACAUAA